Drosophila teissieri is the source of this 4541-nucleotide messenger RNA. Its product is annotated as F-BAR domain only protein 2. The transcript has 13 exons. Lineage: Eukaryota; Metazoa; Arthropoda; Insecta; Diptera; Drosophilidae. Gene Ontology annotation, biological process: clathrin coat assembly; clathrin-dependent endocytosis. Bases 406 to 4068 code for a protein of 1220 amino acids. The record is from RefSeq and is a predicted model, not a curated record. Gene Ontology annotation, cellular component: cytoplasm; clathrin-coated pit; plasma membrane.
UUGUUGGCCAGCUCUAGUUGCGCUUCGCUCAGUGCUAAUGAAAAAUCGAAUUUUUCGCUUCAAAUCGAGUGAAGUUAACACGGGCAAAAGUAUUACAGAAGUUAAACUCAAGCGGUUACACAACAUGCAAUAAGUAGAUUAUUUACAUAGAACACACUAAGCCUAAGCAAGAUACUCGCCAGCAACAAAUGCCCAUGCAUGCUGAGGACGGAGCUGAAUCUGAUGAUGAGGAGUCCAGCACAGGCAGACAGUAGCAUCGUAAGGAUCAUACUACAAAUCUGGGGCCCCUAGAGAAGUCAAGUCAAUUACAACGCCAGAAGCCUUUUAUGUUAACCGAUAGUGGAAAGGGAAAUUAAGUUUCUGCUCAACUAGCCUAGAGAUCGAAAUAUUAAGAAUACAACUAAAAUGACGGUCGAUUUCAACGAUUAUUUUUGGGGGGAGAAGAACAAUGGCUACGAUGUCUUGUACCACAACAUGAAGUUCGGCCUGAUUGCCAGCAAGGAGUUGUCCGAGUUUCUGCGCGAGAAGUCAAACAUUGAGGAGCAGAACUCGAAGAUGAUGUCCAAGCUGGCGCACAAGGCUGGUACACUAAAUAGCACAUUUGCACCUGUUUGGACCAUACUGCGAACAUCGGCGGAGAAGCUUUCCACGCUCCACCUGCAGAUGGUGCAAAAGCUGACCGAGCUGGUCAAGGAUGUUGCCAAGUAUGCCGACGAGCUGCACAAGAAGCACAAAUCCGUCAAGGAGGAGGAAUCGCAGACUCUUGAGUGUGUCCAAGCCAUCCAGACGUCGACGGUGGCAGUGCAAAAGUUGCGCGAUCUGUACGCCAGCAAGGUCCAGGAGCUGGAGAAGUUGCGCAAGGACAACGGCUCGCACAAGGAUGCCGAGAAGCUGGAGGGUAAGCUGAAAAAACUGCAGGAGGAGUACAAGGCCUUGUUGGAUAAGCAUAACCCCAUUAAGAACGAAUUUGAGCGACGCAUGACCCAAACCUGCAAGCGCUUUCAAGAGAUUGAGGAGGUGCACCUUCGUCAAAUGAAGGAGUUUCUGUCCACGUAUCUGGAAAUGCUGCAGAACAAUCACGAUAUGGUGGGUCAGGUACAUUCCGACUUCAAGAGGCAGUUUGUCGACAUGUCUGUUGAUAAACUGCUGGAACAGUUUGUGCUCAAUAAAUACACGGGUUUGGAGAAGCCAGAAAUGCCUGAACUAGAGUACGUGGCCUUGUCGAGUGGUUCUCGCCUCCAGCAGCCGCAGGUCUCGGCCAGCGCGUCGAACUCAAAUUCGGCCACCAGCAUUCAGGCUGCUCUGCGGACUGGAAAUGCAGCAACGACUGCCUCGGGCAGUGCGGUGUCCAUGGAUCAGCGGGGCGAUGCCUUGGCGGCAAUCUCUGUUGGCAGCGGAAGUGCAGCCAGCGGAAGUAUUCCCUUUGCUGAGGAUCCGAUACUGGGAGCUAUGGGCUCUCCGCGUCCCACAUCGCCGGACAUGCUGGCGGGAGCAAAUGCAUCUGGGAUACAACCGCAGCCGACUGGUGGAGCCACAUCCACGGUGAAGAGUCUGCGAUCCUGGUUUUUGCCCACUGCCAAGCAGCAGCCGUCUGCAGGCGCCGGAAAUUUCGGUAUGGGCGGAAGUGGUAGCACCAACAAUACCACCACCACGACAACAGCAAGCAACAAUAGCAACAACUUGAACACCAACAACACAACAGCAACAACUACAACAACAACUGGCACGAAUAAUCUCACCACAAAUAUCACCAAAAACUCCCCUAAUUCUGAGGAUACUAGCAAUCAAGAUCAGACACAACAGCAACCGGCAGAGGCCUUAACUCCAACCGCAAGUGCCACUGCAAUUGCAGCGGCGAGUGCGCCUGGGAAGAAGCAAUUGAACGCAACGACAAGCGAGCAACAGCUAUCGAAGUCAUUAAAUGAGCAAGAGCACCUACAACAGACUGCAGCAGCUACGGCAGCAACAUCUGCAGCAGCAACAACCGCCACAACGACAACGUCCAGACGUGCAACGUCACUUUUAAAUAUAUUCACAUCAAACUCUCAGGUCUCUGGCAUUUUACGCAGUCGUCGCGACAAGACAAAAACUAAAAAGGCUAAGAAAAAGAAAGACAAUGAGGCCGCCGAGAACAUACAGGAAGAACGCCUCACCAGUUUGGAUCGAGGCAACAACACGCUGUUGGACUAUGACGACCAUGGGCGCAGCAUGAAGACGCAGAAUUCCAGCGGCAGUAGCGCAGGCGGUGGCCUGGCCGCCCUGUCGGUGACCUCAGCUCAAGGAAGCGUGGAUUCCGCAGGUGCAAGUAGCAUGGGCGGCAGCGGUGGUGCCGCCGUGGCCAGUGGGAGCCUUCCCAAUGCGGGUGCGCUGACCAACUCGGCUUCGACCACGGCUGCGGGCGCCACAAGUGGCACCGGAACUGGCUAUGAGGUGGAUGAGGAGGGAUUCAGCAUACAGCCUGCUAAGGAAAUAGCGUGGGAGGAGGGCCAGGAUAAGUCUGGCAGUUUCUAUUCCGACUCGGAUACGGACUCCGACAACGAUAAGCAGGAACGCCGGAUCCAUGUGAGCAUUAAGCCCUUGAAGAAUGGCCAGGCGCCCAUGUCGGCCAGCGUGGAUGAGCUGCGUGCCACCGUGGAGAACAUUUCGCUGUCCCCAACUGGAGUAUUUUCACAUCACAGCCAGCAGUUGCAAGCAGCCAGAGGAGCUCCGGCGUCGCGUCAACAGUCGCCUGAAAUAUCGAAUGCCUCCACUCCCACGGCCAGUGUGCAUCCCUAUGCCCCGUUGCAGAGUCCCACGCUGUCCAACAAUAAUAACGCAAACACCACGACCAACAGUCGCUAUGCCGAUCUUGGCGAUAUCUUCUCAGAGUUGGGUGACAUGAGUAUGUCGGCGCCGUCAUCGGCGACGCUGGGAAAACCGCCCGGAAGACAAAUACCAACACCGACGUCAGCGUCAACAGGUGGAAGUAUAGCCAUACCACGACCGCCAUCGCGACGCUCUGAUAUGAUUGCCAUUGGACCGGCGGCAACAGGGACAGCGCCAGGACGCGGCAGAAUGUCGCCGGCUCCGGUGACGGCCAUGAAUCGAGCCGAGAGCAUUGGCAGUCUGGAGUUCCGUACGGCCAUCGGGGGAGUGGGCUCCUCGCGAGGACCCUCUCCACUCACAAUCGGUAUUUCGGACACCAUACCGCUGGCAGUGGCAUUCCACGAAAUCAUACACGCAUAUUUCCGGGGCAGCGAUGAGUCGCGCUGCCAGGUGAAAGUGUCCGGUGAUAUGAUGCUAUCAUUCCCAGCUGGCAUUGCCGGCCUUUUAGCCAAUAAUCCAAAUCCAGCCAAGCUGGGUUUUCGCAUUAAGCACGUUCAGAAUCUGGAGAACCUGGUGCCCAACGGAAAACUGGUCCAAAUAGAUCGCCAGCAGUCGAGUUCUGUUAGCACGAUGCUGGAGUUCAAUAUGGGUGCUUUAACGGCUCUGCUCCGAAGGCAGGCGGAGAAUAACCCGACAGCCUCCUACUUUAACGUGGACAUACUCAAGUAUCAGGUGCGCACCAAGCCGGGAGCCAGCUCGUGCCCUUUCCAACUUGUCAGCUACUGGAAGUGUGAGUCCAGCUACACGGCCCUCAAAGUGGACUACAAGUACAAUAACCACGCCAUGGCCAGUGCCUCGCCCCUUCUGAAUGUCACGCUCUCGGUGCCCGUCAAUGGAUCUGUGCGCAAUGUCCAGUCGAAGCCGCACUCUGCCUGGUUGGGAGAAUCGAAUCGUUUGGUGUGGAACUUCACGGACAUCUCGCAGAAUUCACAAGACGGCGGAGUGGGCACUCUGCGGGCACGCUUGGAGCUCAACGAUGGUCCGUCUACACCGGCACUCCUGGCCACCCAGUUCAACUGCGAGGGCACCACACUUUCAGGCAUCGAGUUCGAGCUCCAGGGCAGUGGCUAUCGCUUGUCGCUGGUCAAACGGCGCUUUGUUUCCGGAAAAUAUGUGUGCGAAGGCGAUGGCAUUCGCAGUGGAGCUACACCCACGCCUCCGUCGGUCGGUUCCACCAGUCCGUACUCGGCGAAGUCAAAUUAGUUACUCCCCACUCAGUAGACGGCAAAUGGGAACGAAAAAUGGCCAUAUGGCAAUAGGCUCGUGAAAAACUAGAGAAAUUUUUGUAACUAAUCUUAAAUAUGAGACAACCACAUACACCCAAACCAUAUUUAAUUAGGCACACGAAUAGAGGAGCCUGCAUAGUUUUCUCAGAGCUUUUUAGUAUAACCCCCAUACUUGAUUUCGAUUUGGACAACACAAUGCGGAAUGAAAUUGACAAACUUUAACAUUUCCACAGAUUGAAGCAUGACAAGAUUGAGGAAAAUCGAAAUUAUAUCAAUUGGCAUUCCAGCAAUUGAUAGCCAAACGAAAUCGAAAGUGGGACCUAUUAUGUAUUUUUGUACACACAAAAUUCUGUUUUUCACGCGAAAUGUUGAAUCUGCCUGCGGGAGGUCCGAAAUGCGGGUCUGCAAAAUCUGGAUGUAUUAUUUGUUAUAUAUACGUAUGCGAGUAUA